AGCGUUUUUCCAGGAACAUUUGCAUUCUUCUCACAUUUAAACAAGUCCUGGAACACCACAGUGGUGUUAGUACACAAUUCAAGCUGAAACGAUCACAGGACCUCAUCUCCGUACACGAAGCCGAAUAUGGUUCGGCUCAGCAGGCGAAGAAAGCACUCAUGUGCUUACCAACUGCGACUCCUCAGACAUCCUUGCUUUACUCUCAACAAAUGCCUAUGAAAAACCUAUACUCGCAGUUCCCGGCAGGUUUAUUAGACACACAGUCGAUUCAAUCCUUGGACACAUGUCCUCUGCUUCUCCAGACCGCCAGCCUUCCUUCUUUGUCACACAUCGGUCUUCCACACUCUUUGGAAUCAGCCGUGUUGCACUCAGCCUCGGAGCCGCCGAUGGAGAUGCGAAUUGAUACAAGCAAGCAUUUUCAUGUUUUUGUCGGGGAUUUGAGCAAGGACGUGAGCAAUGAGCUUUUAAAAUCAACGUUUACAAAAUUCGGAGAAGUCAGUGAAGCUAAAGUGAUUCGAGAUGUUCAGACUCAGAAAUCAAAAGGAUACGGAUUUGUGUCAUUUCCCAACAAACAAAAUGCAGAGAACGCGAUAGCCGGAAUGAACGGAAAAUGGAUUGGGAAACGAGCUGUGCGGACCAACUGGGCGGCACGAAAAAACAGCGAGGAGAAUCGCGACAAGCUGACUUUUGAACAGGUGUUCAACUCAACGAAAGCCGAUAACACGUCAGUUUAUGUUGGGAACAUAAGUCAACAGACUACAGACGCUGAUCUCCGCGAUUUAUUCUCAACAUAUGGUGAUAUAGCGGAAGUGCGUAUUUUCAAAACCCAAAGGUACGCGUUCGUCAGAUAUGAGAAAAAAGAGUGUGCCACAAAAGCAAUAAUGGAGAUGAAUGGAAAGGAGAUGGCUGGAAAUCAAGUCAGAUGUUCCUGGGGAAGAACUCAGGCAGUGCCUAAUCAAGCAUUAAAUCCUCUCCCAAUUGAUUUGUCAUCCUUGAUGAUGCCUACAAUGCUUCCAACUACAAUCCCACUAAUUCAAAAUCCCUUCUUGAACUACGAGCCAGCCACUCUUUUGUACAGUUCCUUCCCACAAUGGUGAUUAAUUUAUUAAGACUCUUUAGGAAGAAAAUGAAACGCAAAAGGAAUAAUGAGUCAGAACACGGUUACUUUUUCAAAUUUCAAAAUAUUUAAAUUUCCGCUUUUUUGUGAGUGAUUCAAUGUUUUUUUUUCUUUUUUCGAGUUUCCGGUGUUUCAUUUUCCAUCACAGUUUUCUUCCUACAAAUAGAGGUCCGAGUACAUUUUUUCUUGUUCAUUUUUAACUUUUCUUCCCGUCUGAUGUUUCCUGAGUGGUUCUUUUUACUUCUUUUCUGUCAUUUUCCUGCUAUUCAUAUUUUCACAUUUUUCACAGAAUGAUAAUCAUUUUUGUUUGUGCAAAGGGAUUUUAAUAAAUUAUUACAAUGGGAUAAUU
Messenger RNA from Caenorhabditis elegans, 1466 nucleotides. RefSeq names its product RRM domain-containing protein (gene rnp-9). Gene Ontology annotation, molecular function: RNA binding; nucleic acid binding. The transcript has 10 exons. Lineage: Eukaryota; Metazoa; Nematoda; Chromadorea; Rhabditida; Rhabditidae. The coding region runs from base 159 to 1097 and encodes 312 amino acids. The record is from RefSeq and is marked reviewed.